Messenger RNA from Chaetura pelagica (chimney swift), 3285 nucleotides. RefSeq names its product ubiquitin associated protein 2-like (gene UBAP2L). The transcript is spliced from 28 exons. Lineage: Eukaryota; Metazoa; Chordata; Aves; Apodiformes; Apodidae. Gene Ontology annotation, molecular function: protein binding. Gene Ontology annotation, cellular component: cytoplasm; nucleus. Bases 1 to 3285 code for a protein of 1094 amino acids. The record is from RefSeq and is a predicted model, not a curated record.
AUGAUGACAUCGGUGGGCACUAACCGAGCCCGGGGGAACUGGGAGCAGACACAGACACAGAGCCAGACACAGCACGAAGGGGCAGCGCAAGCCACUGCAGAACAGAUCCGACUUGCACAGAUGAUUUCAGACCACAACGACGCUGACUUUGAGGAGAAGGUGAAACAACUGAUUGACAUCACAGGCAAGAACCAGGAUGAGUGUGUGAUUGCUCUGCAUGACUGCAAUGGGGAUGUCAACAGAGCCAUCAACGUGCUGCUGGAGGGCAACCCGGACACGCAUUCCUGGGAAAUGGUCGGGAAGAAGAAAGGUGUCUCAGGACAGAAGGAGAGUGGACAGACAGAACCCAGUGAAGAAAGCAAAGAAAACCGGGAGAGGGAUCGGGAUUUCAGCCGGCGACGUGGUGGGCUGCCCAGGCGGGGCCGGGGGACCAGCCGUGGGAGAGAGUUUCGGGGCCAGGAGAAUGGACUUGAUGGUGGUAAGAGUGGAGGAUCUUCUGGAAGAGGCACAGAAAGAGGGAGACGGGGACGUGGCCGAGGCCGAGGUGGCUCUGGAAGGCGAGGGGGAAGAUUUUCUGCCCAAGGCAUGGGAACUUUCAACCCUGCCGACUACGCCGAGCCGGCCGGUGCGGACGAGAACUACGGGAACAGCAACAACAACACGUGGAACAACACGGGCAGCUUCGAGCCAGAUGAUGGCACAAGUGCAUGGAGGGCGGCGACAGAAGAAUGGGGCACAGAGGACUGGAAUGAAGAUCUGUCUGAGACUAAGAUCUUCACCGCCUCCAACGUGUCUUCAGUGCCUCUGCCUGCUGAGAAUGUGACAAUCACAGCUGGACAGAGAAUCGAUCUUGCAGUUCUGCUAGGAAAAACACCCUCUUCUAUGGAGAAUGAGUCAACAAACCUGGAGUCUUCCCAGGCUCCUUCCCUGGCCCAGCCACUGGUGUUCAGCAAUUCCAAGCAGAGUGGGAUAUCUCAGCCUGCCUCUGGGAACUCCUUCUCUCACCACAGCAUGGUGAGCAUGCUGGGGAAAGGGUUUGGAGAUGUCGGGGAGGCCAAGGGCAGCAGUACCACAGGUUCUCAGUUCCUGGAGCAGUUCAAGACAGCCCAGGCCUUGGCCCAGCUGGCUGCUCAGCACACCCAGACUGGUGGAAACACCACUGCUCCUUCCUGGGACAUGGGAUCCACCACGCAGACCUCAUCUCUCGUGCAGUAUGAUCUCAAGAACCCAGCGGACUCCUCAGUGCACAGUCCCUUCGCCAAGCGCCAGGCCUUCACCUCCACCUCCACCAUGAUCGAAGUGUUCAUGCAGGAGAAGCAGCCUGUGGUGACUGCCUCCACAACUGUGCCGGCCCCACCAUCCUCCCCGCUGCCCAGCAAAACCAAUCCUGUCCCCCAGAUGUCCCCGGGGUCCUCAGACAACCAGUCCUCCAGCCCUCAGCCAGCACAGCAGAAGCUGAAGCAGCAGAAGAAGAAGGCGUCAUUAACAUCAAAGAUUCCUGCUCUGGCAGUGGAGAUGCCUGGCUCAGCAGAUAUCUCAGGGCUAAACCUGCAGUUUGGAGCAUUGCAGUUUGGUUCGGAGCCUGUUCUGGCAGAGUACGAGUCUCCUCCCGCCACGAGCGCUGCUGCCAGCCAGGCCCAGAGCAGCCUGUACACCAGCACAGCCAGUGAAUCAUCAUCUACAAUUUCGUCCAAUCAGAGCCAGGAGUCUGGUUACCAGAGCAGCACGAUGCAGACAGCAACGUUUACCUCCCAGAACAGUGCUCAGGGACCACUGUACGAGCAGAGAUCCACCCAGACCAGGCGAUACCCAAACUCCAUCUCCUCCUCACCUCAGAAAGAUCUGACCCAGGCCAAGAAUGGUUUCAGCUCUGUGCAGCCCACGCCGUUACAAACCACACAGGCUGUUGAAGGUGCUACAGGCCCCGCGGUGAAGUCUGAUUCCCCCUCUGCUCCCAACAUCCCACCCCUCAACGAUGGGGUCCCAGCAGCGUCCCUGCUGACCACAGCCAACCAGCACUCGACAGCCCUGAGCAGCCUGAGCCACAGUGAGGAGCUCCCCAGUACGACCAGUGCCCAGCUCAGCAGCACGUUGCCCGCCCAGCAGAACAGUCUGUCCUCAUCCACAUCCUCUGGGCGAACAUCGACUUCGACUCUUCUGCACACAAGUGUGGAGAGUGAAGCAAGCCUCCAUUCUUCUGCUAGCACUUUCUCCACCUCCUCCAGCACAGUGUCAGCUGCCCCACCAGUGGUGAGUGUCUCAUCCAGCCUCAGCAGUGUCAGCAGCCUGGGCCUCAGCCUCAGCAGCAAUUCCACCGUCACAGCCACCACUCGCAGCUCUGUUGCAACAACAUCAGGAAAAGCCCCUCCCAACCUCCCUCCUGGAGUCCCACCGUUGUUGCCUAAUCCGUACAUCAUGGCUCCGGGGUUGCUACACGCGUAUCCGCCACAGGUGUAUGGAUAUGAUGACUUGCAGAUGCUACAGACGAGAUUCCCAUUGGUGCAGGGGCAGGCCCAGGCAGUUGAGGGCUGCACACCAGUAGACCUUAUCUGGUUCUUGCUAGAUCAUAAAACUAUAAUUGGCUUCAUCCUGGCUCAAAGCAGGACAAUCCCCUUCCCUACGCCCACCACCCUGCUGACUGGAAGAGAUGGCAGCCUGAGCAGCAAUCCUUACUCUGGUGAUUUACCAAAAUUUGGCCGGGGUGAUGCCUCUUCCCCUGCUCCUGCAACGACUUUGGCCCAGCCCCAGCAGAGCCAGACCCAGACUCAUCACACCACUCAGCAGACCUUCUUGAACCCGGCGCUGCCUCCUGGCUACAGUUACACCAGUCUGCCCUACUACACAGGGGUACCAGGGCUCCCCAGCACCUUCCAGUAUGGGCCCGCCGUGUUCCCUGUUGCUCCUACCUCUUCCAAGCAGCAUGGUGUGAAUGUCAGCGUCAACGCAUCAGCCACCCCGUUCCAGCAGCCCAGCGGCUACGGCUCCCACGGGUACAGCACUGGUGUAUCUGUGACCUCCAGUAACACAGGAGUGCCGGACAUCUCGGGCUCUGUCUACUCCAAAACUCAGGUUAGUGCCUGGUGUGUGUCCCAGGAAGCGUAUCCCCCCACCCCCUGCCUGCACAUCCUCACCCCGCAUCAGCAGCCCCACUCCCAGAUCCUCCACCACCACCUGCAGCAGGACGGGCAGAGCGGCUCCGGGCAGCGCAGCCAAGGCAGCUCCAUCCCCCAGAAAUCCCAGGCCAACAAGUCUGCCUACAACAGCUACAGCUGGGGAGCCAACUGA